AUGUCCUGCGGAGAAAGGCUUAGGGGUGGGAGAAACCAGCCCCCCACCAGGGUGGUAUCCGGGCAGAUCCUCAGCGGCAUCUUCUUGAAGCGGGAAAUUCUUCAUCGUCGUGUCGAGAAGGAGUUGGAACUGCCAAACAAAGAAAUGCAAGGCUGUGUAUGGGCGAGGAAAAAAAAAGGAGGAUUCAGAUCCCUUCCAAACACACCACUUGACGACCAGAUCUCCGCAUUAGAAGCUGCCGGGUCUGGACUCCUCCACGCUUGCCCUGAAAGUCUACCAGUAUGA
Molecule: messenger RNA, 285 nt
Organism: Pyricularia pennisetigena
Lineage: Eukaryota; Fungi; Ascomycota; Sordariomycetes; Magnaporthales; Pyriculariaceae
Exons: 1
Coding region: 1-285 (94 amino acids)
Source: RefSeq, a predicted model, not a curated record